CCCUCGCUAUGAACUAUGGGAUUCACUCUCUCCAACAACAUGGCUGUAGUUUUAAGGAAUAUGAAGUCACUCAGCUGCAUAGCAGCGGUGACACUUCGAACAACACUUCCAAGAGUCAGCGCCGCUGCAUUAUUUCACAAUAGACAUCGUACGGACAAAUUAGCUGUAAAAACUAAGCCAUCAUCCUUUUUAUCAAAGAUUUUAUUUCCAUCAGUUUUGGCUGUUAGAAAUUAUGUGACAAAACCUUUAAUUGAGGAAAUACAAGAUAGGGUGACUCAGGUCAUCAAAAUAUAUGAUAAGAUUAAUGCUGAAAAGUUAACUUUAGACAGUCAUUUUAUGAAUGAUUUGGGAUUAGAUAGUUUGGAUCAAGUUGAAAUAAUUAUGGCAAUGGAAGAUGAAUUCGGUUUUGAAAUUCCAGAUGCAGACUCAGAAAGAUUAAUGCGACCUAAAGAAAUAAUACAGUAUAUCGCUGAUAAAGAAGAUAUAUUUGAUUAAGACAAACAUAACAUAGAUAUUUUAUAGUCAAGAUUUGUUAGUUGCCAUAAAUACUGAUCAAGGAAGAUGUAAAUGUACAGCAGUUCGAAGUGCUAUCUGUGAAAAGAACUCUUUCUUAUAUAUAAACACUGUGUGCAUUGAGUAAUUUUAUUGUACAUGUUUUGAAUGAGAUGAUAAAAUUGGAAAAAGAUC
Molecule: messenger RNA, 687 nt
Organism: Patella vulgata (common limpet)
Lineage: Eukaryota; Metazoa; Mollusca; Gastropoda; Patellidae
Product: acyl carrier protein, mitochondrial
Exons: 5
Coding region: 16-495 (159 amino acids)
Biological process (GO): fatty acid biosynthetic process
Cellular component (GO): mitochondrion
Molecular function (GO): acyl carrier activity; acyl binding
Source: RefSeq, a predicted model, not a curated record